AUGAACGACCAGGGGUUCGUUUUUAGUGGGCCGGAUUUCGAGAAGAAUGGUACAAUGCUAGUCGUGUAUCCUACCAAAGUUUACAAUAUCCCCCUUGGCACGGGCGACCAUGUCCCAGGCGACGUCGGCCAUGGCGCCCCUGGCGUCGGCGUAGGUGGCGGCCUGUUCGCUGCUGGCCUGCCGGACGGCGACGCGGGCGGCGAUGCCCUGGGCGACGGCGGCGCCGCGGAACACGUUGAAGGCCUGCGCCCAGCGGAGCUCGGGCUCCAUGCUGGCGGGCGUCGGCCACCAGUCCCGAAACGCCUGGCGGUAGAGCUCGGCGGCCUCCUCGCGCGUCGGGAGGCCCGGCGUCGCGCCCGGUCGGAAGCCCGCGUUCGACGGCAGCGCCUUGGGAUCACCCUGCCCUGCUGCUGUCCCGGCUGGCUGCUCGGCCGUUACCGUCACGCGAUCCCUCGGGCGAAGCUUCUCGUCGCUGAAGAAGCUUACCAGGUCCUCGUAGUGCGGCAGGUGUCCGACGGCCACGCCGGUCUCGACGUCCUUGACGGCGGCCUGGGCUGUGCAGAUGCUGGUCCAGGUGCGCAGCUGCCUGGCGAAGAAGCCGCCGUGCUUGCCAAAAUCGGCCAGGCCGAGGUCGGCGAACUGCACGGCGUGCAGGGCAGCGAGGGUGCGGACGGCGUCGGCCCACAUGGCGCGGCGGUCGGCGGCGUCGAGGCCGGGCAGGGCCGGGUCGGCAAAGAUGCGGCCGUCGAGGAACUCCAUGACGUAAAAUGGCGUGCCGAUCACGGCGGCGUCCUCGCAGAGGCAGUAGGGCCUAGGCACGGGCAGGCGGCCGUGCAGGGCGGCGAUGAUGCGGUGCUCGCGCUCGACCUGGUGCGCCGUCCGCGACACCAGCUUCCCCGGCGGCUUCUUGCGCAUCACGUACCGACGCCCCGUCCGGUCCGUCAGCUGGUACGUCGGGUUCGACUGCCCGUACCCGAACUGCUUCACCUCGAGCGGCGUCUGGAUCUCGGGCACGUUGGCCCCCAGCGAGUGCCUGUCUACGAUUCAAGGUACCAUGCUGUAUAG
Messenger RNA from Pyricularia pennisetigena, 1065 nucleotides. RefSeq lists its product as uncharacterized. The record is from RefSeq and is a predicted model, not a curated record. Lineage: Eukaryota; Fungi; Ascomycota; Sordariomycetes; Magnaporthales; Pyriculariaceae. The transcript is spliced from 4 exons. Bases 1 to 1065 code for a protein of 354 amino acids.